Molecule: messenger RNA, 918 nt
Organism: Marmota flaviventris (yellow-bellied marmot)
Lineage: Eukaryota; Metazoa; Chordata; Mammalia; Rodentia; Sciuridae
Product: olfactory receptor 4C6-like
Biological process (GO): G protein-coupled receptor signaling pathway
Cellular component (GO): membrane
Molecular function (GO): olfactory receptor activity; G protein-coupled receptor activity
Source: RefSeq, a predicted model, not a curated record
CUACAUUCAAUGGAGAAUCCAAACAAUGUGACUGUAUUCAUCCUUUUGGGCAUUACAAAGAACCCAGAGUUGAGGCGAAUACUCUCUGGUUUGUUUCUAGUCAUGUAUGUGGUCACAGUACUGGGAAACCUCCUCAUUGUGGUAACCAUAAGUGCAAGUCAGAGUCUGAAGUCUCCCAUGUAUUUUUUCCUUACUUCCUUGUCCCUCAUGGAUGUCACCUACUCUUCCCUCAUUGCCCCCAAGUUGAUUGUGGACUCCCUCUCUGAGAGCACCACCAUCUCCCUCAAAGGCUGCUUGACCCAGCUCUUUGCAGAGCAUUUCUUUGGUGGUGUGGGGAUCAUCCUGCUCACCGUGAUGGCCUGUGACCGCUACGUGGCCAUCUGUAAGCCCCUGCACUACACCAGCAUCAUGAGUCCUCGAAUGUGCUACCUGAUGGUGGGAGGGGCCUGGCUGGGUGGGUCCAUGCACGCAACCAUACAGCUUCUUUUCAUGUAUAAAAUACCUUUCUGUGGCCCCAAUAUCAUCGAUCAUUUUAUGUGUGACUUGUUCCCAUUGUUGAAACUGUCCUGCAUGGACACCCACGUCCUGGGUCUCUUGGUCAUCCUCAACAGUGGGGUGAUGUGUAUGACCAUCUUCCUUCUCCUCUUGGCCUCCUACGUGGUCAUUCUCUGCUCCCUGAAGUCUUAUAGCUCUGAAGGAAGACGCAAAGCCCUCUCCACCUGUAGCUCCCACCUCACUGUGGUGGUGUUAUUCUUUGUGCCAUGUAUUUUCUUGUUUGUGAGGCCUGUGGUCACUUACCCCAUAGACAAGGCAAUGGCUGUGUCCUUUACCGUUGUUGAACCCAUGUUAAAUCCCUUGAUCUACACCUUGAGGAAUGCAGAGGUGAAACAUGCCAUGAGGAAACUAUGGGUGAAAUGA